AUGACUAGUUUUUUCAAUAGAUCACCAAAACAUCAAUCUCAUCAUUAUCAACAACAACAACAACAACAACAACACCAAGAUGUUACUGACAUUUCAUAUUCAAUGGAAAAUGUCUCUAUUUCAAGUAAUGCAAUGAUGGAUAUUGAUACUAGUUAUCGUUCAUCUAAGCCUACUUUUAACAAUCCUCCUCAACAACAACAAGUACAAAACAAUUUGUUUAAUAAAGAAAAUAUUACUCCUUUGAAUUCACCAACAAAAUCAAUAUUACAUAAUUCACCACAAACCAAAUCAUCUACUUCACCUCAACAUUUAUAUAAUAAAUUGGUAAAUGCCAAUUAUAAUGGUAAUUCACCACAACCACCACUGCAUCAACAGCAACAGCAAAAUAACAAUCGAGCAUUACAAAACAAUAUUAAUCAAUUACAACCACCAUUAAAUAAAAGAUAUAAAUUAACUGAAGAAGAAUUUUAUUCCAAAGCCAAUAGUGCUAGAACUAAAAGAUUAACUUCAAUUGCUCAAUUAUAUUUUUUAGAUUAUUAUUGUGAUAUGUUUGAUUAUGUUAUUAAUCGUCGAGAACGAACUUGUAUAGUUGAAAAAAAUUUAUUAACUGAUCCAAUUUAUAAAAAUGAUAUUAUUAAACAACAAUUUGAAUGGAAAAAUUAUAUUGGUAGAGAACGAGCAUUAUUACGUAAACGAAGAUUAAAACCUAAACAUAAAGAUUUUGAAAUGAUUACUCAAAUUGGUCAAGGAGGUUAUGGUCAAGUAUUUUUAUCAAGGAAAAGAGAUACUAGAGAAAUUUGUGCACUUAAAAUUUUAAAUAAAAAAUUAUUAAUUAAAUUAGAUGAAACAAGACAUGUAUUAACUGAACGAGAUAUUUUAACUAAUACUAGAAGUGAUUGGUUAGUUAAAUUAUUAUAUGCUUUCCAAGAUCAUGAAAAAGUUUUCCUUGCAAUGGAAUUUGUUCCUGGUGGUGAUUUUAGAACUUUAUUAAAUAAUACUGGUUAUUUAAUUCCCCCUCAUGCAAGAUUUUAUAUUAGUGAAAUGUUUGCUGCCGUUAAUUCAUUACAUGAAUUAGGUUUUACUCAUCGUGAUUUAAAACCAGAAAAUUUUUUAAUUGAUUCAAAAGGUCAUAUAAAAUUAACUGAUUUUGGUUUAGCUGCUGGUACUGUUUGUAAUGAUAGAAUUGAAUCAAUGAAAAUUAAAUUACAAAAUUUACAAAAUUUAAAUGAUUUUAAUGAACCAAAUUCAAAUUCAAAUUCAAAUGAUAAUGGUUAUCAAGUACCUUCAAGUUUAAUUUAUGAACGUCAAAAAAUUUUCAAACAAAGUCAACAACAACAACAAAAUUCUAAUAAUACUACUGCUAAUUCUAUAGUUGGAUCACCCGAUUAUAUGGCAUUAGAAGUUUUAGAAGGGAAAAAUUAUAAUUAUACUAUUGAUUAUUGGUCAUUAGGUUGUAUGUUAUUUGAAGCAUUAUGUGGAUAUCCACCAUUUUCUGGUUCAAAACAAGAUGAAACUUAUUAUAAUUUAAAACAUUGGAAAACUUGUUUAAGAAGACCACAAACUAAAGAUGGUAGAUAUGUUUUCAGUGAUCGUACUUGGAAUUUAAUUAUUAAAUUAAUUGCAUCACCAAAUAAUCGAUUACAAAAUUUUAAACAAGUUCAACAACAAAAUUAUUUUAAUGAUAUUAAAGAUUGGAAUAAUUUACGAUUGAAAACUCCUCCAUUUACUCCUCAAUUGGAUAAUGAAGAAGAUGCAGGAUAUUUUGAUGAUUUUGAAGAUGAUGAAAUGAUGAUGAAAUAUAAAGAUGUAUUUGCUCGACAAGAACAAAAUGAACAAUUAUUAGAAAAAUCAAAUAAUAAUAAUGAAGGUAUUACCACUAUUAAUACCAAAUUUGGUAAACGAUUUAAUGGAUCAAAAUUUAAUGAUAAUUUUAUUGGAUUUACUUUUAAACAUAAAUCAAAUCCCAAUAAUAAAUUUACUAAUGGUAAUACUAAUCGAUAUGCUAACAAUAAUAAUAAUAAUAAUAAUAAUAAUUAUAAUAAUAAUAAUGGUGAAAUAAAUUUAUUAAAUAUGGUAGAAAAUGGAAAUUCUCGAUCAAGUAGAUUAAAUCCAUUAGCUACAUUAUAUUAA
This is a messenger RNA of Candida dubliniensis CD36, 2130 nucleotides long. It is a transcript of the gene DBF2, whose product is annotated as serine/threonine-protein kinase. The record is from RefSeq and is a predicted model, not a curated record. The transcript has a single exon. Bases 1 to 2130 code for a protein of 709 amino acids. Gene Ontology annotation, cellular component: spindle pole body. Gene Ontology annotation, molecular function: protein serine/threonine kinase activity; ATP binding. Gene Ontology annotation, biological process: intracellular signal transduction; peptidyl-serine phosphorylation. Lineage: Eukaryota; Fungi; Ascomycota; Pichiomycetes; Serinales; Debaryomycetaceae.